UUCUAACUUUCUUCACACUUUAAAUCAUAAAAAAAGAGAGAGAAGAGGAAAAAGAACAAAAAUUUCUCUCCUUAUCUUCAUCUUUUCUAGAGAGAGAAAAAAGAACAAAACUUUCUCUCCUUAUCUUCAUUUUCGUUCGUGACAAAAAAAAAUCUUCAUUUUCGUUUCCCUGAGAAAACCCUGUUUCUAAAAACACUCUGUUUCUAAAAAAAAACUCUGUUUCACCAUCUUCAUGGAAGGAUCUGAAGCUGAUAAGCUUCCUCGUCAAGGCCUAAAGGCUCUGUCUUUGAGCGUUUCCUUCAAUGGGUGGAGAAAGGCGAACUCAGCCUACAAGUCUUGGGCUAUAAAAAUGUCUCUUUUGCACAAACCCACAUGGCAAAAAGCUGGAAUCUUCGAAGCAGUCAUGGCAUCUACUAUAGGAUUCAACCAGAACACAGAUCUCCUUCUGGGUAUUGCUGAGAGAUGGUGUCCUGAAACGAACUCCUUUGUGUUUCCUUGGGGAGAAACAACGGUAACGUUAGAGGAUGUCAUGGUUCUUCUAGGGCUCUCUGUUUUGGGUUCCCCUGUUUUUGCUCCUCUGGAUGGCUCAGGAGAGGAGAUAAAGGCCAAGCUGGAGCAGGAAUCGCUCAUGCUUAAGACAGAAAAAGUCAGUUCUAGGGUAACUCAAGCAUCUUGGAUGAGGAGGUUCAGGGACAGUGGUGAUGAGCUUGAGCAUGUGGCUUUCCUUGUUUUGUGGCUAAGCUACUUUGUGUUACCAUCACGGUACUAUCAUAUGGAUGAUGCUGUUUUCUCAGUUGCUAUUCUUCUUUCAAGUGGUGUUAGGAUUGCUCUUGCUCCAGCUGUACUUGCACACUUGUAUGCUGAUCUAAGUCUCUUGAAAAACCACACUAGUGCUUUCACUAGAUCUAAGUAUGUCAACAAGAUUGAGCUGAAUGCUUUGUUUAAGUUGGUCCAAGCUUGGACAUACGAGAGAUUCAAGGAACUACGACCGCCCAAACACACUACGCCGUUGCUGAAAGGUGAGCCAAGGUUGGCUCUUUGGAGUGACUCUAAACGGAAGCAGAGAGAAAAGAGCAUUCAGAGAAAGAUACUUGCAAACUCGGAUAUGGACAGCUUUGAGUGGCGUCCUUACACCAAACCUGUGGGAAACUGGAAGUUUCCUCAGUUUUACCCUGAGAAAGCGAUGCGGGUUCAGGUUGAUCAGAAUCUUGAUGAGGAACUCAUCUCCUUUGCUAGAUGUAUCAAGGCGUCUGAGCUUGUUGGAAUGGAUAGUGUGGAACAUUACUUCCCCAACCGAGUGGCUUCACAGUUUGGGUUGCUUCAGGAUGUUCCUUGUCGUCCUGUUAACAGGAACAACCUCUCCAAAGAGGCAGCUUGGAAGGAGUACAACAAGCCUAUUGAUGGAUUGACAUUGUACAUCCCUUCUCGUUCUUCCGUAUCUUGUUUCACUUCAAUGUUCUGGGAGUGGUGGAGGAAGGAUCAUCGAGCUGCUGAAUCAUUGACAUCAAGAAACAUCAUAGGUGAUGGUGAUGAUGGUACAUCUGACCCUGUUCCUUCUAGCUCUAAGAAACGGAAGUCAAUGAAGAGAGUUUGCAAGGACGAGGAGACUCAUAUGGUUCCAUCAGAGACGGAUGAGGAAGAUGAUAGCUUAACCAUUGCUCAAGUAAUGAGUUUGAGAAAGAAAAAUAAAGCUAUGUGCUGCUCAUCUGAUGAAAACCACUCCUUAGAUCCUCCUCCUAAGGUACUGCCAUUAAGAGAAGUGCUUCAAAAGCUGGGAAAAGAGUUUCCUGAAAAACUCAAAAGGUCUAGAUAUCUUAGAACAGCGACAAAUGUGAGAUCAGGGAUAGCAGGUUCUGGUGGAUCAGCUUCAAGAGAAGUGCCACUCAAUGAGUUGUUUCAGAAGGAGGAAAUAGUACUGAAGAGGAAGAGUGAGCAUUUGGGAGACAAGCGAGCCCGUGAGGAUGAUGGUGAGAGUUGUAAGGAUUGUUAUGAUAAAAUUACCACAACUGAGAUGGUCAUAGACAGAGAGAAAGGUGUAAGAGAUGAUUCUGAAUCACUUGGAAAAAGAAACAAUAAACUUGAGGCAGAUAACAAUGAUGCAUUGAUCCGUCAAAAGGUUGCUUAUGAGGAUGAAACUGUAGCACAGCGAGAAGAAACGGGAAACAAAGCAGGUAAGAAUAUGGUUCUGAGCUCAGCUAACUGUAACAACUCUUCAGAUCUUCCUCUUGGUGCCAAUGGAGGAGGAGGAGUUGACAUUGUUGUGUUACGAGUCUUACGACCAGAGACAAGACAAAAGUGCAAUGCUGAGAUAGGUGUAAAUGGAAGCAACACUGAGAAAAAGAAGACUAUAGUCGCUGGUGGAACCAAGGAAGCAAAGUGUGUUAUCCACAAAGAUGGAGAGAACCAGAGAUCCAAUGAGAAGGAAAAUGUUGAUGAAAGUUCGAAGGAGAAAAAUCUUGCAAUAAAUGAGCUAACAUUAAGCCUAGAGGCACGUAUGAUGAAGGUGGAGAAGACUUUGGCAAAGAUCAGAGAAUGGAAAACCAUAGAAAGAAACCAGGAUAAAAAUGGAAUUACCGCUUAG
This is a messenger RNA of Raphanus sativus (radish), 2581 nucleotides long. RefSeq lists its product as uncharacterized. The record is from RefSeq and is a predicted model, not a curated record. The transcript has a single exon. The coding region runs from base 233 to 2581 and encodes 782 amino acids. Gene Ontology annotation, biological process: meristem maintenance; meristem development. Lineage: Eukaryota; Viridiplantae; Streptophyta; Magnoliopsida; Brassicales; Brassicaceae.